Molecule: messenger RNA, 2153 nt
Organism: Tribolium madens (black flour beetle)
Lineage: Eukaryota; Metazoa; Arthropoda; Insecta; Coleoptera; Tenebrionidae
Product: pyrethroid hydrolase Ces2a
Exons: 2
Coding region: 45-1889 (614 amino acids)
Biological process (GO): modulation of chemical synaptic transmission; chemical synaptic transmission; synaptic vesicle endocytosis
Cellular component (GO): synapse; cell surface; postsynaptic membrane
Molecular function (GO): neurexin family protein binding; signaling receptor activity
Source: RefSeq, a predicted model, not a curated record
UUUCUCAAAGACACAAGUGUUAAGUGCAGUGAAAAAAAGGAAAAAUGUCACGUUUGAAUUUAUUGUGUAUGUUUACAUUCUGGACCUGUUUUGCUGCAAGAGAACCACCCACCGUUGAUAUCCCUGGCCAAGGGCGCAUCAUGGGGAAAGAAAUUUCCAGAUAUAGAUCUCAGAAAAUAAUCGGAUAUUACGGAAUUCCCUAUGCACAACCACCCAUAGAUGACCUCAGAUUUGCGCCCCCUGACACCACGAACCCGGUUUCUUGGGAAGGAGUGCGCAAUUUGACUGACUACAUGCCUGCCUGUCUCCAAACAGAGAGCGAUAUUCGAGAGGAGGCUAAGCCUUUUCUUCAACUUAUCUACCCUUCGUACACCAAUUUGACGACAGAUGAGGAUUGUUUGUAUCUCAACGUUUUUGUUCCUUUCGGCAAGCCCCCUGCUGGCGGCUACGCCACCAUAAUGUGGAUCCACCCUGGCAACUACACAACGGGUUCGCCCUCCAUGUGGAACCCCCACACUUUAGUCUACCGCUACCGCGUAAUCCUUGUCACCUUCGCUUGGCGGUUGGGCAUCAUGGGUUUCUUUACCACGAUGGAUGGUGAAGCCCCUGGAAACUUCGGCUUAAUGGACCAACAAGCAGCGAUGAUGUGGGUGAAGAAAAACAUCAAACUUUUUGGUGGAAAUGAAGAUAAUAUAAGUUUGAUGGGGUAUGGAACUGGGGGCGUCAGUGUGGGGAUACACAUGGUGAACCCACAAUCACGCGAAUAUUUCCAUAAGGCGAUUGUGAUGAGUGCGAAUUUUUUGAACCCUUCUGUCAUCAAGAAUCCGCAAGAAGAUAAGAGUUUGUUGGAUCAUUUAGCGAAGUUUUCGGGUUGUAUUAGGAAGCCCACAAGUCGGCUUAUUGAGUGUUUGAGACAGCUUGAUGGCAAGCCUUUGGUUGAGCAAACGUCGAAUAUUAACUGGAGACCUCUUCUGGAUGCCGGUUUAAGUAACAGUAGUACUUUUUUGCCCGAGCUUCCAAGGAAUUACUUUGAACGGGGCGAGUUUCAUAAAGUUCCAUUCCUGACGGGUUAUACCAACAAUGAGGAUAUUUUAGCAGUGACGACGAUGAUAGAUGAGUUUGAAACUGCUAAUAUCACAAAUGAAAACCUCCAAGAGUUACUUUCGGAAAUUGUCAGUAGUGACAUCCCUGUUAAUAACAAUACGGACUCUUGUGCUUACAACAAUGAGCAUUUGACUGACUCAGUAAUGUUUUUUUACGGUCCUGACGCCACUAACAAUAUUAAAGAUGUCGAUGCUUUGCGAAAAAUCGUGGGUGAUUUCACCACUGAACGAAGUCAUGGAGCUUCGACUUUUCUGCAUGCAACUUAUGUCAGUCGAGAGCAACCAACUUUUGUGUACCGGUGUGACUUAAAACCGGUCACCGAAAAGGCAAUCAGUAGUAUACCCUCGUGGGUAUCAGUUCCGCACUUGUAUGACUUGAUUUAUGUUUGGGGGGUUCCCUAUUGGCAAGAAUUCGACGGAAACAUUAAAUGGGAAUUGAGAGAUAAACGAGUCUCUGAGAUCAUAAUGACUUUUUGGACGAGUUUUGCCAAAAGUUCAGAUCCCACGAAUGGGAGUUUGUAUGCGAUAAGAUGGUUGCCGUUCACACAGGAUAAUCCACAGUUGAUGAUUCUAGAUGGCUCGUUUAAUAUGAGCGAUAAUAAAGUGUUGAAUUACAAAGCGUUCGAGUUUUGGAAUAAUUACUAUCCGAAAGUGUUGCAAAUUGCAACACAGUGUUGUAAUGCUACAGAUGGGUCUUUUCAUAUUCAAGCUUCCUACAAUGUACCAAUCUUUUCUCAAAUUUUUCUAUUUCUUUUACACGUUCUAAAUUGUGCCUUUCUUAUGUAAAAAUCUCAUAUCUUCGGAAAACUUCCUAGUAUGUAGAUAUAUAUAGUAAUAAUUUGUCACAGUGUAAAUAGUGGUUUAACUUAAUUAGACUGUCGUAGCUACGGCACCUCAAUUUUAUCACAACAUAAACAAUAAAUUUAUUUGAGAUGAAGUAGCUAUUCAUUAGUAGUUAAAUUUCAUGUUCUAACAUUUUUAACUACUUGUGAAAAAAUACAUAUCUUUGAUUUUGUACCUAUAAUAAUGAUAAUUGAUAAUAGGAGAUGA